Psylliodes chrysocephalus is the source of this 2130-nucleotide messenger RNA. The record is from the annotation of a GenBank genome assembly. NCBI's taxonomy places the organism in Eukaryota, Metazoa, Arthropoda, Insecta, Coleoptera, Chrysomelidae.
CACUAGUGUGACCGUAAACGCUACAAAACCGCCCGUCCUAUUUCAUUGCCCGUUGAUGUUGUUGUUGAACUUCGUCUGGUCCGUAUAUACACGUCGGGCGGUGUUUUGAACUAAAAUUGAUACAAAAGUGAGGUUAGAAUGGCUGGUUCAUUAACUAAAUUUUGCAAAAAUUUCACACAAGUCUCCGUCAAAAAUGGUGUCCUAUCGCCUGUUGUUUGUGUACAAAAUAGAAACUAUGCCACAAAACGUGUGGAAGCCAAAAACCCAAUUGUGGAAAUGGACGGAGAUGAGAUGACUAGGAUAAUUUGGGAAAAAAUUAAGGAAUCGCUCAUUUUUCCCUAUGUUAAAGUCGAAUGUCUAUAUUAUGAUCUAGGUCUUCCCAACAGAGACCAAACAAACGAUCAAGUAACUAUCGAUUCAGCAAACGCCAUUUUAAAACAUAACGUAGGAAUAAAAUGUGCUACUAUUACUCCUGAUGAACAAAGAGUAGAAGAAUUCAAAUUGAAAAAAAUGUGGCUUUCACCAAACGGAACCAUAAGAAACAUUCUAGGGGGAACUGUAUUUAGAGAACCCAUUUUAUGUAAGAACAUUCCUAAAUUGAUACCUGGAUGGACCAAGCCCAUAAUUAUUGGUCGUCACGCCCAUGGUGACCAGUAUAAAGCCAUUGAUUUGGUGGUGGAUAAACCAGGAAAAGUUGUUCUGGAGUAUACUGCUGACGAUGGUAAAGUAAAACAGUACCACGUGUUUACAUACAAAAGUGCCGGUGUAGCAUUAGCUAUGUAUAACACAGAUGAUAGUAUAGCGGACUUCGCACAUUCUUCAUUCCAAGUCGCUUUAAAUAAAGGUUGGCCUCUAUACUUAUCUACGAAAAAUACUAUCCUGAAAAAGUACGAUGGCAGAUUUAAGGAUAUAUUCCAGGAAAUUUACGAAAAAUCCUACAAAUCUCAGUAUGAAGCGAAGAAAAUUUGGUACGAACACCGUCUCAUCGACGACAUGGUCGCUCAGGCAAUAAAAUCGUCUGGAGGUUUCGUAUGGGCUUGCAAAAAUUAUGAUGGUGACGUUCAAUCUGAUAUAGUUGCUCAAGGUUAUGGAUCUCUAGGGAUGAUGACGUCCGUUUUGAUGUGCCCUGAUGGCAAGACUAUUGAAUCUGAAGCAGCUCAUGGAACAGUUACCAGGCACUACAGGCAACACCAACAAGGCAACCAGACCUCAACCAAUCCCAUAGCAUCAAUAUUUGCGUGGACACGCGGUCUAGCUCAUCGUGGCAAGCUAGACAAUACUCCUGACGUUAUUAAAUUCGCAGACAAGCUCGAAAAGGCCUGCAUAGAUACAGUCGAAUCUGGAAAAAUGACUAAAGACUUGGCAGCUUCAAUCCACGGAUUACCGAACGUAAAAGAGGGCAUGUUUUUGAAUACUCAAGACUUUUUGGAUGCAAUUGCUGAUCAGCUUAAGCGAUCCAUGUGAUAAAUUUGAUAUUUAAAAAAAUUAGAGUACUAUACGAUACAGAGAUUCUAGUUAAAUGAAAAAUCGUAAAUGAAGAUUUAAAUUAUUGAAAAUAGGCGAACUUUUACUUCUUUUUUUAUAUUCAUCAAUUUUUUAUAUAUUUUAAUGUUUAGUAUUCCCCUUUUUUUAAACUGUUUAUGUAAUUUAUGAUAACAAUUAAUCAAUCUUCUCUCCGUUUAUAUUUUUAGCGUGUUCCUCUGUUUUGUAUGGUUAUCUGUAUUUAGGUAGUUUUAUAUGCCAGUGAUAUGAUUUUAAUUUCAAUUGCAAAUUUGGAUUUCUCAUUUUUUAAGAAGACUUUUUGUUGUUUUCUGUACAGAAAGCGUCAAAGUUGAAAAUAAUAAAAAUUAGGUACUUAUGUAUUUAAUAUAAAAAACCUAGUCUAUUGAAUAAGUUUAUCACUGAAAUACUUAAACACCCUUAAUAUAAUUUUUAUUACGUAUUUGUGAGUUUUGUUCCGCCCUCCAAUAAUUGUUUUAGGUAAUUUUUUUAUGCUCAUGUCAUUUGCGUCACGAGAUUAUUCGUAAUUUAUUUGUCUCGCUAGGAAAAUUCGAUUUAUCUAUAAGGUUUUUUUCUUCCAUUUUACAUUUAUUGUAAACAGUAAAUAUACAAAUAUUUUUAUACAAAGUU